AUGUUCGCCCGACGCAUCUUGAAGAACUCAAGCUCAUUGAGCACCCCUAAUACCCUCCUCCGCGCAUUUACCACCAGUAGCGCCUCCUUCAAACGCUCACCCGCUCUAUCAGACAUCACCCCCGAAGGCGUAUCCUCAUUCGACGCGAAGCAGAAGGAGUUCCGAAAGCGAAUUGCAGAUCAGUCCAAGAAGAAAGAAGCAGCCGCAAGUCAGUCCGCAGAACCCUCCCCCUCUUUCAAUUCCUCUCCCACUGCUCCACGUGCGAGCAAUGCGAGAUCAUCAACUUCUAACAGUCACACCACUCAUGCUAUAGACUCACAAUCUGUGUCUGCUGCAGAAGAAACUACACCCGAAGAUGAUUCGGCGAAGGGCAAGUUGAGUAGUUUGAUCUAUGGCACCAAGGAGGGGAGGGAGAUGGAUAAGGAGAUGGAGCAUUCAUUCUCGCAGGUCUUGGCUAGGGGGAAGUAUGUGCACAGCAUUGUAUUCCAUGAGGUUAAACCCGACAAGGUGGAUGAGUACGUGGAGUUGGUUGGGAGCUGGUAUCCGAGGAUGGCGGGAAUGCCAGAGAAUAAGGUUCAUCUUGUAGGAAGCUGGAGGACCGAAGUGGGUGAUUGUGACACUUUUGUCCAUAUCUGGGAAUACCAACGCUACGACGGCUACCACGACUCCCUCCACAGCAUUUCAAACCACCCCGAAUUCCCCGCCUUCGACAAGAAACUGAAAUCCCUCAUCAAAAGCAAACGCAACUCCCUCAUGCAAGAAUUCUCAUUCUGGCCCACCACCGCUCCGCGCCAACUAGGCGGUGUUUUCGAACUGCGCUCAUACACACUGCACCCCGGCAACCUGCUGGAAUGGGAGACCCAUUGGCGCCGCGGAUUGGGAGCGAGACGACAAGUCAUGGAGGGUGUCGGAGCAUGGUUUGUGCAAAUCGGCGAGCUGAACACGGUGCAUCAUCUCUGGCAGUUUGCGGAUCUCGAGGAGCGCAAGGUGAGGAGGGAGCAGAGCUGGAGUGUGGAGGGCUGGGGAGAUACCGUGCAUAAGACUGUGCCUUUGAUCCAGGAGAUGAAGAGCAGGAUCUUGAUUCCUAUGCCCUGGUCUCCUGUUGCUUGA
Molecule: messenger RNA, 1110 nt
Organism: Lachnellula hyalina
Lineage: Eukaryota; Fungi; Ascomycota; Leotiomycetes; Helotiales; Lachnaceae
Gene: Nipsnap1
Product: NipSnap-like protein
Exons: 2
Coding region: 1-1110 (369 amino acids)
Cellular component (GO): mitochondrion
Source: RefSeq, a predicted model, not a curated record